Messenger RNA from Podarcis raffonei (Aeolian wall lizard), 5922 nucleotides. RefSeq names its product zinc finger protein 883-like. NCBI's taxonomy places the organism in Eukaryota, Metazoa, Chordata, Lepidosauria, Squamata, Lacertidae. The transcript has 6 exons. Gene Ontology annotation, molecular function: DNA-binding transcription activator activity, RNA polymerase II-specific; RNA polymerase II cis-regulatory region sequence-specific DNA binding. The coding region runs from base 2178 to 4226 and encodes 682 amino acids. The record is from RefSeq and is a predicted model, not a curated record. Gene Ontology annotation, biological process: regulation of transcription by RNA polymerase II. Gene Ontology annotation, cellular component: nucleus.
UUCGGCCGAGAUUUCUUAAUAAAAAUGUAUAACCUCUGCAUCCAUGAGCUUGGAGUUUUUAAUUUGAGCUCCUUUUUGGUCCGAAUCUUAUUUUAUUUAUUUGAGAUGCAGGGUCCGGCUGCUCUUAUAAAACGGAGGGUUCAACACUACACACUUCAGUCCUUGGGGCGUCUUGCUGCAAGGUUGGCCCGUUUUUUAGCGCUGAGGUUCUCCAGCCCUUCUUCUGUGCUUGAAGCUCCUUUUUGUGCUGUUUGGUGCCCUUUUCGGUCUGAAGUGUCCUCUCAGACCUUUUUGGGAACAGUCACUUCUCCCUGUGUUUGCCUUGCCUGGCUGCGAUCGGGAGGUGCUCGAGUCAGCAGGAGCAUUUCCCCCCGACCUGAUUGUGAGAGUGCUUUGCCAGAAGUCUCCGAUAAAAUUCCAUUGUAGUCUACCAUUAACAUUAUUUUCCCAUCAUAUUUUUCAACCAGUUAUUUUUCAAGCUUCUUUUAAAAAUCCACUUUUUUUCAUUUGAGGCAAAAAUUCCAACUGUCACGCAGCGUAAAUUAAUAAUGCAGAGUUUUUCAGUGAAAGAAUAAGAGCUUUACUGAGUUAAAGUAAACUUCUUCAUAAACAACAUGGUUCCAAACAGUUUGACUGAGAUUACAUGCUGACUCUGCUCACAACUGAGGAAGACUGACUCUGACUUAAAUCUUCCUGAGAACACAGAGAGAAAAUGGCCGCCACUUAUAAGGAGAAUGAGUCACAUGUCAGAGUGACUCAACAGUUAGCAGUUAGGCCUGAAUAACUUUAGUAGGCCCGAAUGAUUGCGCAGUCCCAGCACUUCCCAGCCUGCUUUGCUGCUUCUGCUCUCACAUGACACUGCUUGUCACAUGACACCAACCACUAUCAUUUUUGUCUCAGCUAUCGUGUCUUCCACCUCAAGAAUCCUUUCUUGGGUCUAAUCUUGAAUUAAUACAUAAAACCACCCUCUCUCUCUCUUAUCUGACAAGAUGAAUUCUUGGUCAUCACUUCAAUUUGUUGGCUCUUAUCCAGUCCAUUAUCGAGGCAAAACACUGCUCCAGAGCAUUGACCGCCUGACCUGCAGAUGUCAAGGAGAACUGAGUGUCACCAGCAAAUUGCUGACAACGUGCCCCAGAUCUCUGGAUAACCCCACCUAGUGGUUUCAUGUUUCUUAGGGGAUAAAAUCAAACCCCAAGGAACCCCACAUUGAAGGCUCCAUGGGUCAAAGAGCACUUUCCAAGUAUUACCCUGUGGAGAUGCUCAUCCACAAAGGACCAGGAGCACCACAAAGCGGCGUCACCCACCCCAAACUUAGACAGAGGACACCAUGGCCAAUGGUGAUGGUAUUAUUAUUAUUAUUAUUAUUAUUAAUUUGUGUACACCCAUCAUCAUGGCAAGCUCUGUGCAUGGACCAGGACCCAGGACCAGGUUCUCAGAUGGGCCAUCAAGUUCUUUUGUCAUGUUAACACCUCUAUCCCAGGUGAGGCCCAGGCUUAGAAAGGAAGCUUAGCCUGUAUUUUUCCACUGGCCCCCAGUCUUCCCUCCAGUACUCCAAAUACAGUGGUACCUCGCAAGACGAAUGCCUCGCCAGACGAAAAACUCGCAAGACGAAAGGAGCAAAGAAAAAGGGACCCCACCCCAGGAGUCUGUCUUGAGAGCGGCAGAGAGUCCAAGUGCAAUAAAAGGAGACAGAAGCAGGGGAGUGGGGGUGGGGGGAGAGCAACUCCUGAGGACCCCCAGGUGAGGACCCCCACUAGAGCCAAGCAUCCAUUUUUCACAAGAUACAAAUGACUCCCUUGUCAGUCAGGUCUGACUUCAUGCAUUGACUGGAAGACAGGAGAAACCAGGCUGAUUCAUCUCCCAGAAAUCCCUUCAGUUGCCUCCACAUUUUGCAUUGCUAGAAGGCUAGAGACAUAUUUCUUCUCCUCUUACUCCUCUUUCCCCCAAAAAAGAUAGCUCAUGGUCUGGGAUGUGGUGCAGUCCAGCCCUGGUUGCCAGGAAGACUCAUCCAGGCUUGCUCAGGGAACCUUUUUCUUCUCCUGAUAUUAGACAACUUUUGUAACAGAACAAUAUAUUUGCUUUGUAGGAGUUGCUAGAGCUUCUCAUUAGCACAGGCAGAACUUGGCAGAAGACCAAAGAGUUCCUUCCGAUCUCUCAGAGGCUUCCUGAGAGCACAGAUGGAUGAGCGAGACUCAGCUGGGCCUGGAACAGAAAGAGGCCAUGCCAACCAAACUGGGAGCAGUGGGGAAUUCUGGGAAAACUCUGUGCAGAAGAUCCUGGGUGAGGAGGACACCCUCCGCUCAGAGGGGCAGAGCCAGCAGUUGAGGCAGUUCUGCUGCCAGGAGGCCAAAGGACCCCGAGAGGUUUGCAGCCGACUCUACCACUUUUGCCAUCAGUGGCUGAAGCCAGAAAGGCACACGAAAGCUGAGAUGCUGGACCUGGUGAUCUUGGAGCAGUUCCUGGCUGUCCUUCCACCGGAGAUGAAGAGCUGGGUGAGGGACUGUGGAGCGGAGACCAGUUCCCAGGCGGUGGCCCUGGCAGAAGGUUUCCUCCUGAGUCAGGCAGAGGAGAGAAAGCAGGGAAAGGAUCUCUUUGCAGAAAUGGACCUGGAUUCCUGUGAGGCAGAGAGGCCUCCGUUGGACACCAGAGAGAGGCCACUGGGUAAGGAGGAAGGUGGCAGAAGGAUGCCGGCAAGACCUCCUGAUCCGCCUUUUCAUGGGGGCAGAAGGGAAGCAGCAGCUGUGGAACCAGAUCAGGGUCCAGUCUACUUUGAAGAUGUUGCUGUUCGUUUCACAGACGAGGAGUGGGCGUUGCUGGAUCCUGACCAGAGAGCUCUGCAUAAGGACGUCAUGGAGGAGACUCAUGGGAUCGUGGCCUUUCUUGACUGUGAUGAAUUGGAAAUCGAGAACGACGGUGCCUACGGCAAUAUCCCCAGAGAGGAGAGGCCACGUAAAAAUUUGGAGUGUGGUGAAAGCUGCAGACAGAGCUCCCAUUCUACUUCCCAUCAACAAAAUAUAUUUGGGAAGAAACUCUGUCAGUGCAUGGAAUGUGGAAAGAGCUUCACUCAUAGCUCCAAACUCACUUCCCAUCAAAGAAUUCAUACAGGGGAGAAACCCUAUCAGUGUGUGGAAUGUGGAAAGAGCUUCAGUCAGAGCUCCGAUCUCACUUCCCAUCAAAGAAUUCAUACAGGGGAGAAACCCUAUCAGUGUGUGGAAUGUGGAAAGAGCUUCAGAAAGAGCUCCUAUCUCAUUUCCCAUCAAAGAAUUCAUACUGGGGAGAAACCCUAUCAGUGUGUGGAAUGUGGAAAGAGAUUCACUGAAAGCUCCAAACUCACUUCUCAUCAAAGAAUUCAUUCAGGGGAGAAACCCUAUCUUUGUGUGGAAUGUGGAAAGAGCUUCAGACGGAGCUCUGAUCUCAUUUCCCAUCAAAGAAUUCAUACAGGGGAGAAACCCUAUCUUUGUGUGGAAUGUGGAAAGAGUUUCAGUAACAGCCACAAUCUCACUUCCCAUCAAAGAAUUCAUACCGGGGAGAAACCCUAUCAGUGUGUGGAAUGUGGAAAGAGCUUCAGUCACAGGCAAAGUCUGACUUCCCAUCAAAGAAUUCAUACAGGGGAGAAACCCUAUCAGUGUGUGGAAUGUGGAAAGAGCUUCAGUCACAGCCACAAUCUCAAAUUCCAUCAAAGAAUUCAUACAGGGGAGAAACCCUAUCAGUGUGUGGAAUGUGGAAAGAGCUACAGGAGGAACUCCGAUCUCACUUCCCAUCAAAGAAUUCAUACAGGGGAGAAACCCUAUCAGUGCAUGGAAUGUGGAAAGAACUUCAGCAACAGCCAAAGUCUCACUUCUCAUCAAAGAAUUCAUACAGGGGAAAAACCCUAUCAGUGUGUGGAAUGUGGAAAGAGCUUCAGUCACAGCCACAGUCUCACUUCCCAUCAAAGAAUUCAUACAGGGGAGAAACCCUAUCAGUGUGUGGAAUGUGGAAAGAGCUUCAGUAGGAGCACCGAUCUCACUUCCCAUCAGAGAAUCCAUACAGGGGAGAAGCCCUAUCAGUGUGUGGAAUGUGGAAAGAGCUUCAGUAAGAGCUCCAAUCUCACUUCCCAUCAAAUAAUUCAUACAGGGGAGAAACCCUAUCAGUGUGUGGAAUGUAGAAGGAGCUUCUGGAGGAGCUCCGAUCUCACUUCCCAUCAGAGAAUCCAUACAAAGGUCGGAAAAAACAUUAUACAGCUUUAGGAGCCAGACAAAUCCACACCUUUAUAAGCAGGCCUUUGGCUGAUUGACAUCUAAUGCCCUUUUAACAUGUGGUGUUUUGUGUUUUUAUAUUGUGUUUUUAUGUUGUAACAUUCCUGAGGCCUAUGGGUGUAGGGAAUAGGCAACAACUCUUAAAGGCCUAGGGGUCUUUGCCCUCUCCCCAAUAAAUAUUUGAGGAGGCCACCCCCAGGUUUUUUUUGUUUUUUCCCCCAACACAACCUUUUAUUCUUCCACAACUUGCCAUACAAUUUCGCUUUUAAUUUGCCCUCUGAAGAUAAACAAAUAAAUGUACAAAGGUCACAAGAAAAACAAAAUACAAGAAACUACAAACAUGGACAGGUCCCAUCUUUGUUGGCCAAACGCAAAAGUUGCUUUGAAGCAGGGUUUCCCAAACUUGGGUUCCCAGCAGCUCCCGGACCACAGUUCCCAUCAUCUCUCCCCAUUGGUCCUGCCAGCUAGGGAUGAUGGGAGUUGUAGUCCAAAAACAGCUGGAGACCCAUGUUUGCUUUAAAGGGAAGGUAGGCUGGCCCUUGACACCCUCUGCUGGCUAAUUGGAAUUUAUAGAUCUCAAAACUGAAGUUUAUCGGCACUUCAACCUCUAGUCUAGGGAGCUUCUAGGUGCUUUUUGCACCACCUAGAGUACCCACAGAAUUGUGGCUUCUACCGGCAAAGACAAACAAAAAGGCCAGGAAAAAACCUGGAAAGGGCCAUACCAAAUGGACACAGGUAGGGGAGAUGAAAUGCUAGAAGUGUUCUCCAGGGCAAGGGGAGCUGCUGGGCUCAAAAUUUUACUUUCACUGCAAUUGUAGGCAUUGCCAUUCAAAUGGUGCGCAUGCAUCAUGUGAUUGAUUGUGCAAGGAGGGCCUUACCUGGCCCCCCACCAAUAUUUUAUUCAAGUCAGCAUCACUACUUGAGAAGUUCAGGAUGUCUGAAUUCAGGGGUCAGGACGCCCAUGGAGACAAGUUACGUGAAAGAUAGCAAGUAGAAUGCGCUGAGUUCAAAAAUGCUGAGAUCUUUCAGUCAGCUCUGGGUAGGCUGUUGUAUCUGUCCCAGUGGAGCAGACCGAACAUUGCUUUUGCUACCAGUCUGCUCAGCAGGGAAGCUACAAACCCCAGUGUGAGUGCCUGGAAUGGUAUCAAGAGGGUGCUGCAUAUCUGCAGGAUACCAAGGAUUUCUGUCUCAAGCUGUCAGCUAAGGGUGACGGCUAGCUGACGUGCUGGCAGAUAGCGAUUGGGCGAAUCUGGCUAACAGGAAGUCCAUAUCUGGGAUGGUGGUAAAGUUUGGGGACUCUUUGGUUGGGUGGAAGUCCUGGUGUGCUGGUCCCGGGGGUUAAUCAAGAGGCAAGGUCGAAGUCCAGUCCGUGAUCAAUGAAGCAAUAUGAAGGCAGUCCAUAAAAGUCAAAGCUGGGUGCAGGGUAGGGUUCAGGCAGGGACUGGACCUAGCUGGCUUUUAUAUGUCCGGAGGCAUAGGGCGGCCCUGAUCCUCAGAUGACUCGCCUCUCCUGGCCUGGAGGCGAGCACUCCUCCUGCGGUAACUUAGUUCCCUCCGCCUCUCUGCCCUGAGCCUCUGCAGCUCAGGAGAGGCUGGAGGGUUACCAGACCCAGAGGCAACCCCAGCUUCCUCUGACGGGGCUGAGAGUGGAGCCCCUGCAGGCAAUGGGUCCUCUGGUGCCUCCAUC